GUUUACGUUCUUGGAAUAUUUUCAACAGCCCGUGCAACGUUCGUCUAAACUUUGCAUCUUUAAGUCCAAUAGCUCGAUAACACGUCUUGUAGUGUUCACCACGUUUUGUCGCACGCUAAAAGGAAUAUGUUGUGGACUGUACUCCUACUCCGCCUGUGCCUGCACGCCGCUCUGACGACUGUGGUUCCAGCCUGUGACUCGAGGCAUGGAUCAGAAUGUAGGAACCGGCGCGUCAACAAGCUGCACGUGUUCUUCCACGGACAUCGCGUUAUGUGUGGUCAACGUCUACGGAAGACACUCACGGCCAGCAGCCCGGUUUUGGUGUAUGCACAAGCAACAGAGGGUAGCCGCUACCUGGUUGUGAUGGUGGACCCCGACGCGCCCUACCACUGCGCACCGCCAGGCAGGAGCCUCGCCGACUUUAUACACUACGCAGCUAUAAUGGAACCACACAAUGGACGUCUUUCGUCAGUGUUUAAUCUCAUUUCCUAUCAAGGUCCAAACCCUCCCAUUGGGGUACAUCGAUAUCAAAUCUAUCUCUACAACUGGUCACGUUCCGGUAUACCGGUGCUCAGAAACAACGCCUCCGUCAGAACUAAUUUCAACAGAACCAAGUUCCAAGCAGAGAACCACUUGGCUAGACAUGAAGCUUUCUUUCAGUUCAAAGUCAAAAAAUAAAACUUACAAACUGAAGUCAGCAGCAAAACACUUUCAAAGCGCGACGUAGCCCAGCUGAUCGAUCCCCGUCAGUGGGCCCCAUUGGGCUAUUUCUCGCCUUAGAAAGGAAACCCGCUACAUUUUUUUCCAUUAGUAAAAAGGGAUCUUUUAUAUGCAUCAUCCCACAGACAGAAUAGCACAUACCACGGCCUUUAUUAUACCAGUCAUGGUGCAUUGGCUGAAACGAUAACUAACCCAAUGGGCCCACUGACGAGGGUCGAUCUCAGACUGACCGCGCAUCAGGUGAGCGCUUUACUCCUAUAUCCCGCCUUCAUUUAACAAUGAAAAACGCUUUAAAAAGUGACUCACGUUGAUGCUGAAGUUUUGUUAAUCUGUAGGUAAUAAGUUGCAUUAAUAUAUAGUUAAAUCAUUAGUUGUGUUUGAUCAAUGAGUCCUUCGAUUAUGUCUGUAUGGAAUGUUAGUCGUAUAAUCAAAGGACUUAUUGCAGUACAACUAGACCAGAUAAUGCUAAAUUCUCAGUUAGCCCUUUUGACUGAAAACGUAUUUGACUGUACAAAGAACAGAACAAUCAGGCACACGUUUGACAAAUUAGCCAUUAAGUAGUAACACAGUGUCAGUUUUUCUAGUGUUGUUUUACCGGAAUGUUAAAUGAAUAACGGAAGUCAAAUGUUG
Molecule: messenger RNA, 1350 nt
Organism: Gigantopelta aegis
Lineage: Eukaryota; Metazoa; Mollusca; Gastropoda; Neomphalida; Peltospiridae
Product: CEN-like protein 1
Exons: 4
Coding region: 127-678 (183 amino acids)
Source: RefSeq, a predicted model, not a curated record